AUGUCAGCCGGUGCUUCCGAAGACAUAAUUCGAGGGCUCGAGCGAGUGUUGGCGACCCGUAUUACGUCGGAUGCAGUGCUAGACAAAUUGUAUGGGGAUAAUCGCAUUCCAAGAUCCUUCAGGGACAAAUCACAAACCAUCAUGGACCAACAGCAGAAUGUUCUCGAAGCGAAAUGUCCAUUGGAACUAAGACCCGUUUCAAAUAAGCAGAGACCCCGGAACGGACAACGGAAGGUAUAA
Gregarina niphandrodes is the source of this 240-nucleotide messenger RNA. RefSeq lists its product as hypothetical. The coding region runs from base 1 to 240 and encodes 79 amino acids. The record is from RefSeq and is a predicted model, not a curated record. NCBI's taxonomy places the organism in Eukaryota, Apicomplexa, Conoidasida, Eugregarinorida, Gregarinidae. The transcript has a single exon.